GAGGCAUUGGCCGGGAGGCCUCACUCUGCCUCCUGCCAGCCGUCGCUCCAGGCUCCUCUUGCUCGCUCUGCAGCUCCUCCGCGGCUUCCUUGUGCCCCAGAAACCAGCGCCAAGAUGCCAUCCCAGCUAGAACACGCCAUGGAGAACACCAUGUUCACUUUCCCCAAAUUUGCGGGUGACAAGAACUAUCUGACGAAGGAAGAUCUCCAGCAGCUGAUGGAGAAGGAGGUCCCUGGAUAUAUGGAAAACCAGAAAGAUCCGAUGGCCAUCAACCCGAUCGUGAAGAAUCUAGAAGAGUGUCGGGAUGGCAAAGUCAGCUUUGAGGGCUACCUCUCUCUCAUUACUGGGCUCACCAACGGAUGCAACAAGUAUUACGCAACAAGAUGA
This is a messenger RNA of Lacerta agilis (Sand lizard), 387 nucleotides long. Its product is annotated as protein S100-A10-like. The record is from RefSeq and is a predicted model, not a curated record. Bases 115 to 387 code for a protein of 90 amino acids. Gene Ontology annotation, cellular component: cytoplasm. NCBI's taxonomy places the organism in Eukaryota, Metazoa, Chordata, Lepidosauria, Squamata, Lacertidae. The transcript has a single exon.